AUGCCGCCGCGGGCACAGGGUCGGAGGCAACCGUAUGAUGUAGAAGCUCUACGCGCAAUAAGAGCACAGCAAGGGAGCUCUUACCCUCGUCCGGAUAGAUUGCAAGUGAGGGGGAGCUCAGAGGAGGACGACGAGGCCGAGGAGGGUGAAGAAGAAGAGAGCGGCGAUGGCAUUGCAGAGGACGGCGACGAGGAAGACGGCUUGCCACGAACAAACUCUGGACGCAGAGUCAGAAGAGUUGUCGUAGAUGACGAAGCCUCGGAAGACGAAGAGGAAUCUAGCGAGGAAGAAGAGAGGCGCCGGCAAGAAGAGGAAGACGAUGACGAGGAUGACGACGACGAAGAUGACGAGGAUGAAGAAAGCGCGCUGCAGGAAGAUCAAGACGACGAUGACGACGACUAUGAUGGGACCAGCGGUAGAGCAGGUCGUAAAAGAAAGGCACCUGCUCGGAGUAAGAAGGUUUGGCGGCGCCUGACGGUCGAGGAGCGUGAGGCCGUCACAAUGGAAGGGGGCAUCGUCUGGGAAGAAGCAAACUCCAUUUUUGCGAGUCUCAACAAGCGCCAGCGCAUGGUAGCGCAAGAAAUGCUCUCUGAUGUCCUCACCUACGUCGAUCGGGAGCUGGAGCGUGUCGUGAUACCGCCCACGAUCCGCAUGCCCCAUGCUUCGACGGGUGGCGCCGCCGCAAUGGGCCUGGCGUCGACGAGCGCUGUCGGGUCCUCGCUGGGCAGCAUGAUGAGCUGGCGUGCCGAGCGAGGCGGCAUCCUGCGAGCCGAUCAAGGUGACGACCCAUCGGCAGCCAGGCCUGAUCAGAACGGCUUCAUGGCAGACAUUAGAACGCUGGAGAAUCUGCUGCGACCGGAGGCAGCCGAGAUCUUGUCGAUGGAGCAAGGCCUCCUCGAGCAGCAAGCCGAGCUCGAUCGAUACAAGUCGAUCCUUUCCUCAUUGCAAAAGGAUCGCCAGGAGCGCCGGCGCAGAGGGGUUGCAGACACAAGAGAGACAAGGAGAAAGUUGCGAGCUCGCAUCGAAGAGCUAUCCAGACCCUCUGAGAGUGAGGCGAGCACACAGGCCACCCCUCUGCCCAUCACAGUCGAUGCAGCGCUGCGCGAGUCAGCGGCAGCCUCGAUUAAGGCCGCCCGUUGA
Molecule: messenger RNA, 1140 nt
Organism: Acaromyces ingoldii
Lineage: Eukaryota; Fungi; Basidiomycota; Exobasidiomycetes; Exobasidiales; Cryptobasidiaceae
Exons: 4
Coding region: 1-1140 (379 amino acids)
Source: RefSeq, a predicted model, not a curated record